UUUAUUUGCCUUGAUGGCAUCUUCUGGAAUACCUGGGGUUACGUGGGAUGCCGUGACAUAUGUUGAACGCUCAUUGCUACAGGACAAGACUAAUGCUGAAGCCGGUGCUAUGUUUUCUCGUAUGAUUCAAGAGUCAUUAAAGUCAUGGUUCACACAGGUCAACUUCUUCAUUCAUAAUUUGGCUCAACUGAGGUUUUCAGGGGAUCAUUCAGACGAUCUCCUGUCGUUCAUCCCGCGUACAUAUACGGCAGCACAAGAUGGAAAAAUUCACAUUGUAAGACUUUAUAGCUACCAGAAGCGCUACAACCCAAAUAAGUAUUAUGUUUAUAUCUUGGAAGUGGAGCGAGAAGGACAGCGAGAGCCAUCAUACCUCUUUCGAUCCUAUCGGGAAUUCUCCGAGUUUCAUCAGAAAUUGUGUAUGAUUUUUCCACUCGCCAGAAUACAUGGCCUUCCAAAGGGUGUACAGAUUGGACGUUCUGAGGUGAAGGCUGUGGCAGAGAAGCGAAAGCUUGAGAUUGAACUUUUCCUUGCAACACUCUUUGAUUUGGCCCCAGAGAUAUCACACUCGGACCUGGUUUACACUUUUUUUCAUCCAUUGCUGAGGGACCAAGAAGAUACAGACAUCCACAUUAGGAAACUUAAGAAUAAAGAUUCUCGAACAUCUCUUCCACCAGCCAUUCCAAGCAUACCAGGGCAGGUGCAGGGCCAAGUCAAGGUCAGUGUCCAGUACCUUAGAGGCCAGCUGCAGAUCAUGGUUCAUCAUGCCCGCAAUUUGUCUCUCAUUAGUACUGGCCAAGAACCUUCGCCAUAUGUUAAACUGUAUCUUCUCCCUGACCCACACAAGAAGACUAAGAGGAAAACAAAAGUUGUGAAGAAAACCUGUCACCCAACUUUCAUGGAACCAAUAACAUAUCGCAUGUCACAGGAUAUUGUUAAGCAGCGUGUCCUUGAAAUAAGUGUUUGGAGUGAAGACAAAUUUAGUGAGAAUAUGUACCUCGGAAGCUCUUAUCUUCGAUUAUCUGCACUAGAGCUUAAGGAAGAGCAGUGUGAAUGGCUUAGCUUAGAGCAUCAACGUAACACAGCUCUUGGACAUACCAUUCAACACAAUGCAUAAAACAGUUGUAAAAUCCCUUUUAGAGAUAUUUUAAAUUGAGUUUUUUACCGACAGAUGUAUUAAAUAUUUAUAUAUUAGCUUCUUAGAUGUAAGUUUAUAGAAUGUAAUUUUGAAGCCUAUACUGUAUGUGCAAAAGAAAAUAUAUACCUUUCUAAUAGAUAGACUUUCACCACACAUGACUAUUAGGAUAAGUCUGGCAUCGUUCAUUGUUAGUAUCAUGUUUAAAUAUAUAUUUUAAAGCAUGAA
Molecule: messenger RNA, 1360 nt
Organism: Cherax quadricarinatus
Lineage: Eukaryota; Metazoa; Arthropoda; Malacostraca; Decapoda; Parastacidae
Source: RefSeq, a predicted model, not a curated record